AAACACCUGGCAGCAGAUCUGGGAUAGUAGGGCUGAUGGCUAUGCAGCUUUCAUCUUAGGCAAGCAGUGCGUUAAAAACAGUCAAAUGUACAAACUGCAGCAAUACCUCCUGAAGCAGCAUUCCCUGCAGGGUACUAAACCAGCCCCGUCAACAGCGCCACCUGCUGUGUUGCCCCGCACCACGCCGAUUACCUCCGAACCCAGCUCCAGUUCCUCAGUGAUGGAGGAGGACGAGGAGCUUGAGAGAGCAAUGCUGAGUCUGUCGCCAUCAAAGUUUCAGGCCCAGCCGAGUUCACCAGUUGAAGUUGUCAGAGCCCAAGCUGUGUCUGUGCCAAGAGUGAGGAGUAGGCCAGAGCCUACUGCUACACUCUCCAGGCCGGCCGACGACUCCCAUGGGACUGCUUCUGCCUCUCCUUCGGCGGCAGGGAAGGUCCCACUGCCAAUUCCUCCUGAGCUGCUGGCAUUGGUUCCAUCCUCUCUGCCAACACCUGGGACAGAACAACAGGAACAGGGUCACAGCAAGCCAGCAGUACGACGCUCACCUCCAUCACCAAAGAGACAAACCGUCACAUCUCCCAGUAUUGGUUCCGUAUCACAGGGUGUGUGGUCCUCUGCCCCUGUCAGAGAUGAGCAGGAAACUGCAUUGGCUGAAGCUCUGGCACACCCUACCACGGCUCAGCAGCACCCAAGACCCCUCACCCACCCUGCACCCUCUCCUCCAGCUCUCUCUGCCCAGCCUGCCCACCCAGCAUCGGCCUACAGCUAUGAUCAGGAUGUUCGCCAAUGGAACUGCUCUCUCCAGCAGCGUAUUUGGAUGAAGACUGAACUGGAAGCUUUGGGGCUCUGGCCAGGGUCCCGACCAGUGCGCCACCUGAUGAACAUGGUGUCCCUGUGGCGUCAUCCACCUCAGCCGGAGUUAAUUGAGACCAGCUCUAAGCUUCCGUCUCCUUAGCACUUUCAGCUCCACCCCUUCUUCAU
Molecule: messenger RNA, 978 nt
Organism: Anguilla anguilla (European eel)
Lineage: Eukaryota; Metazoa; Chordata; Actinopteri; Anguilliformes; Anguillidae
Product: extensin-like
Exons: 8
Coding region: 86-952 (288 amino acids)
Source: RefSeq, a predicted model, not a curated record